AUGGCUUCCACAAUCUCGUCUCUCGUUUACUCAUACGCCCAACAACUCGCACUCCAUUCCCUGGGUCGUAUCUCGGGUGCACAGCUCAAGGUUAUUCUCCUGUAUCAGGAUCCGCCAGAAGAGAUUCAAGUGGGAACUAUCGAUGGCGCUGAGCAGCCAGAAUCAACAGUUACACUAAAUGUCCGAAGUCCGAAACUCAUCCAGGAAGUUCGCCAAAAUAUCUCGGCGCACUAUGAUGUAUCCAACCAACUCUUCGCUGCAUUCCUCUCCUCAGACAUGAAUUACUCCUGUGCCCACUGGAAAGGCGAUCCACUCGAGUCACUGGAUUCAGCGCAGAACCGCAAGGUCAGGAAUCUCCUCCGCAAAGCUCAGAUUUCGUCCUCACAUCAUGUUCUGGAUAUUGGCUGCGGAUGGGGCGAUUUGGCCAUCAAAGCGGCUCAGACAACGGGCUGCCGAGUGACGGGAUUGACCCUCUCAGACAAGCAGAAGAGCCUCGCGGAUCAGAGGGUUAAGGAGGCUGGGCUAGAGGAUCGGGUGCGAAUACUCCUCUGCGAUUAUCGGGAUAUAUCUGGGCCGGAUAACGAUGGCCUAUUGUAUGACCGUGUGAUUUCGGUAGGAAUGUUUGAGCAUGUCGGCCCUGAGUACUUGGACCAGUACUUUGAAAUUAUAUCUCGGCUUCUGCACCCUACUCAUGGAUUGAUGGUCAUCGAUGGGAUCACCAUGACCAACACGCUCCGCGAGACCAAAUCCAAUGUCCCGACCUUCAUCGGUCGCUACAUCUUCCCGGGGGGUUACCUACCAACCAUUCACAUGCUCCUCGAUUCCCUCCACCGGGGCUCUGACGGAAGCCUAGAGGUAACUUCCGUCCAGAAUAUCGGCCCUCAUUACGGGAAGACACUGUCGGCAUGGCGAAAUAACUUCCUUGACAAUUGGAAAUCAAUCGAAUUGGACUAUCGUGACGAACACCAUGAGGAAUCGGAUUCGGAGGUGGAGAUGUUUCGUCGGCAGUGGCUAUACUAUUUUACUUACUGCGAAGCGGCGUUUCGUGAGAGGUUAUUGGGGAAUUACAUCAUUGCUGCGGCGAAGACACCAGAGCCAAUGAUGGAAUUUGAUGAUAGCCUUGGGCGGAUGAUUGAGAAGUAA
This is a messenger RNA of Penicillium lagena, 1143 nucleotides long. RefSeq lists its product as uncharacterized. The coding region runs from base 1 to 1143 and encodes 380 amino acids. NCBI's taxonomy places the organism in Eukaryota, Fungi, Ascomycota, Eurotiomycetes, Eurotiales, Aspergillaceae. The record is from RefSeq and is a predicted model, not a curated record. The transcript is spliced from 3 exons.